Molecule: messenger RNA, 3030 nt
Organism: Adineta ricciae
Lineage: Eukaryota; Metazoa; Rotifera; Eurotatoria; Adinetida; Adinetidae
Source: the annotation of a GenBank genome assembly
AUGGCAUCAUCUAUGUCUGCUUCCGAAAUUCGUCGGACAUUUAUUGAUUUCUUUACGAAAAAACACGGUCAUUUGUAUGUUCAUUCAUCAUCAACGAUUCCAUUAGAUGACCCAACACUACUUUUUGCCAAUGCUGGAAUGAAUCAAUUUAAACCAUGUUUCCUUGGCACAGCUGAUCCAAACAGCGACAUGGGAAAAUAUAAACGUACAACAAAUAGUCAAAAAUGUAUUCGUGCUGGUGGUAAACACAACGAUUUGGACGACGUUGGCAAAGAUGUUUAUCAUCAUACAUUCUUUGAAAUGCUUGGUAACUGGUCAUUUGGUGAUUAUUUUAAAGAACAAGCAGUUGCUAUGGCAUGGGAAUUGCUUGUUGAUGUAUUCAAACUAGAUCCGAGUCGUUUGUAUGCCACUUAUUUCGAAGGAAGUGCAAAGAGCAAUCUUCAAGCUGACGCUGAAACACAAAACCUUUGGAGAAAAUAUUUACCGGAUGAUCAUAUUAUUCCGGGUAACAUGAAGGACAACUUUUGGGAAAUGGGUGAUACGGGUCCAUGCGGUCCAUGUACAGAAAUUCACUAUGAUCGAAUUGGUGGUGGUCGAAAUGCAGCUCAUCUUGUCAAUCAUGAUGAUCCUGAUGUCUUAGAAAUUUGGAAUUUGGUGUUUAUACAAUUUAACAGAGAAAAAGAUGGUUCAUUGCGUGAAUUACCGGCAAAGCAUGUCGAUACUGGCAUGGGCUUUGAACGAUUGACAUCAGUUAUUCAAGAUAGACGUUCGAAUUACGACACCGACAUUUUCCGACCCAUCUUCACUGCAAUUGAACAAGGGACUGGCGUACGACCAUACACAGGUAAAGUGGGAACUGAUGAUCGAGACAAAAUGGAUAUGGCCUAUCGAGUUGUUGCUGAUCAUAUUCGAACAUUAACAAUUGCAAUCACUGAUGGUGGAAGACCAGAUAAAACAGGACGUGGUUAUGUUCUUCGUCGCAUUCUUCGUCGUGCUAUUCGAUAUGCUAAUGAGAACUUACAAGCAAAACCUGGCUUUCUUGCAUCUCUCGUCGACGUCGUUGUUGACAGCCUCGGUUCAUUCUUCACCGAACUACGUAAAGAUCCUCAAAUUGUUAAAGAUGUGAUUAACGACGAAGAAGAACAAUUUUUACGUACAUUAACCCGCGGUCAACGCUUAUUAACCAAAACAAUCACAUCAUUGGGAGAUACAAAAACAUUCCCAGGUGAUAUUGUUUGGCGUUUAUAUGAUACAUACGGUUUUCCAGCUGAUUUAACCCAAUUGAUGUGUGAGGAACGUGGCUUAUCUUUUGAUAUGAAUUUAUUCGAAGAAGCAAAACAGAAAUCGUUGAUAGCUUCGCAGCAAACCGGUGGUGAACAAACUCAAGUUCAAUGCACACUUGACGUGCACGCUAUCAACGAAUUGAAACAAUCGAAAGGCGUGAAACUUACAGAUGAUUUACCAAAGUAUGAUUAUGAUUGUGAUGAACAGGGCAAAUAUGUUUUUCCAACGAUUCAAGCCACAAUCUUGGCUAUUCGCAGUCCAACGACGUUUGUUGAUUCGGUCAAUUCCGGUGAUGAAUGUGGACUUGUUCUCGAUCGAACAUGCUUUUAUGCUGAAUCGGGUGGUCAAGUGUACGAUGAAGGUUACAUCGUCAAGGAAGAUGAUGAAAACGUGGAAUUUCAAGUCCGUAAUGUUCAAGUUCGCGGUGGUUAUAUUCUUCAUGUCGGCAAAGUGGAAGGUAAACUCACGGUUGGUGAUAAAGUUCGUUUGACAAUCAAUGAUCUUCGACGAAAUUUGAUCAUGAAAAACCAUACGGGCACACACAUACUUAACUUUGCAUUACGUGCUGUUCUUGGUGAUACUGUUGAUCAACGUGGUUCAUUAGUUGCACCGGAUCGUUUACGUUUCGAUUUCAGUGCUAAAGGAGCGAUGACACCUGAUGAACUUAAACACGUCGAAACUGUCUGUAAUAAACAAAUCGAACAAUCGUUGAAAGUCUACGCUAAGGAGUCAUCGUUGGCCGAGGCCAAGCAAAUCGAAGGUUUACGUGCUGUCUUUGACGAAACAUAUCCAGAUCCAGUUCGUGUGGUUUCUAUCGGUGUAUCAAUCGAUGAUUUACUUACGAAACCACCCAAAGCUGACGGACGUGAAUAUUCAGUGGAGUUCUGUGGUGGUACUCAUUUGAAAACGAGCAAACAUGUGGAUCGUCUUGUUGUGGUCACGGAAGAAGCCAUUGCCAAAGGCAUUCGACGAGUCGUUGCUGUCACCGGUCCUGAAGCAGAAAAGUGUUCGAAAAAAGCUGAUCAACUUGAUAGUUUACUUGAAGAUUUAACUCGUCGUGUUCAUGAUGCUUCAUCAUCCAACAGCACAACAAUGUCAUCACGAUUGACAUUCAACAAAGAAAUCUUUCAAUUCGACAAGGAUAUUUCCCAAGCAAAUAUUUCCCAAUGGCGCCGUGAAGGUCAACGUAAUCGUUUGAAAGAAUUGAAGACUAUCUUAGUUGAAAUCGAAAAGGCUGAUAACAAAAAUCAAAUUCAUAAAGCCACAGAAGAAUGCCGAAGCGUCCUCACCAAAUAUCCAGAUCGUAAAUGUUUAAUCGCCAAUUUCGAAAUGGGAAAUGACACGAAGAACCUAAGUACAGUCGUCAACGAGGUUCGUAAACAAAACACCGAUGUUGCUAUCAUGUUAUUCAGCGUUGAUCAUGCAACAAAGAAAUUCGUCUGUCUUGCCAAUGUUCCUGAUACUCAAGUGAAGGACAAACAUUUAAAAGCUGAUGAGUGGGUGAAGAAAGUCAUUGCUGAAGCUGGUGGACGUGGCGGUGGUAAAGACACUCAAGCUCAAGGCACGAAUUGUGAAUAUGACCAGUUAGAUCAUUGCGUGCAAUUAGCUGAAGAAUUUGCACUUUUAAAACUUAAUUCCAAUUGCGUAGGUGCUUUGAAUGAACUUUUUUCUCAUCUAAAUCAUUUACUACUUCAUCCUCUCUUUUCAACAAAUCUUCGUCGACCAAUAGAUAUAAACGAUAUUUGA